AAACCAACAAGUUUACCUGGGUCCAUGUUGUAGAUCAUUCAUUCGUAAGCCGUCGUCUCUCUCUCUCUCCCCUCCUCUUCCUCUUCCUCCAUCUUCUUCUGGUCAUCAGAAUCCCUCAUAUUGUUCGGUGAUCAAACCUUGUAAAGGUACACUUUGUCCCUCUGCAUUCCUAUUUGUUAAAUUCCUAUUAGUUGUUCUUGGAUUAAAGUUUAAUUGUUUAUUGUGAUCUUGUUUUUUGUUAAUUAACGAAAAACCCAUAUCUCUUCACAAUCUUUUGUUGUUCUGUGUCUGAUCGAUCUUUCAUUGUAAAACUUGCCGUCCUUUUCGACCAUAAGCUUAAAUCAUAGCUCCGUCUCUCUCUCUCUUUCCCCCUCACUCUCCAAGUUAUUUUUCUUCAUUAUAGCACCGAAUCCAACAAGAAUUUCCAUCAAAGGUAACAAACCUUUCUGAUACCUUCUUUUUCUUUUUAUUUCAGUGUACUUUUAGAUAAAACAUAUGGAAUUCAUCUGAAAAAGAUCCAUAUAAAUACAUUCAGUGAAAGCCAAUAAAUAGUAUAAUGGACAAUUACAAUUCUUCACCUUCAUAUCCAUAUUACAAUUCAUAUGGGUAUCCUCAUGUUCCACCUCCAAAUAAUCAAUACCCACCUCUCAGUUCUGGUCCAUAUCCACCUCCUUCAUACCCUCAAUAUCCACCACCUCCAUACAACCCUUCUCUUUCUGGGCCUCAUACCUACCACCAGUACCCAUCAGCACCACCACCUCCUCCUCCUCCUCAGCCAACCUCCCAUUCAGGCCACUUAGAGUAUAGAUAUCCUCCACCAUCACAUUCUGGAUCGCUUCCCUAUCCAUACCAUGAAUACCCACCCCCCCCAGUAACCCCUUCCUCUCCUCAGCAUAGCCUUCAGCAUCAUAAUAGUUUUCAAUAUGGUUCAUCCCAUUAUCAGUAUCAACAACCCGGGUCGUUCCCAGCGUCAGAUAGCCACUACAAUGUUCCAUCCCGGGUUAAUAGCUUCCCCGGCCAUCACCGGCAAGAUAGUUCUUCUUCUUUGGAUGUUGGCUCCACAACAAAUCAUGAUAAUGUCAAUGAUCACAAUCCCACUUAUACACCGGUUUACCCACCUAUAGAUGAUCUUUUAACUAAUAUGCAUUUGUCCAACAACGAUCCCUCUGCCUCUGCAUCUCCCCCAGCGCCUGCGGCUACAUCGGUGCCUAAUUCGCCUUCAAAAUAUCAUACUUUGAGUGCAGAGUAUGACCCUCAUGGGAGUGCAUAUGGUUAUUCUGAUACCUCAUUUUCAAGCAGUUGGGAGGGAUCUUAUUCAGGUCAGAUUGAGUCCCCUACGCAGCCUGCUCUAACCCAUUCAACGCCAUUUGCUGAUUCACCACAGAGUCCCAGUUGGCAGGUUGUGCCCUUUUCAGGUACCAAAGGAUCUUUGAAGCUUUUACUUUUACAUGGAAAUCUUGAUAUUUGGGUCUAUGAGGCAAAAAACCUUCCAAAUAUGGACAUGUUCCAUAAAACUUUGGGGGAAGUGUUUAACAAAUUACCACGAAACAUGGGCAGCAAGCUUGAAGGGACAAUGAGUCGGAAGAUUACUAGUGAUCCCUAUGUCUCGAUUUCUGUAACAAGUGCUGUAAUUGGAAGGACUUAUGUGAUUAGUAAUGACGAAAAUCCUGUGUGGAUGCAACACUUUAAUGUUCCUGUUGCACAUAAUGCUGCUGAAAUCCAUUUUUAUGUUAAGGACAGUGAUGUUGUGGGGUCCCAGCUUAUGGGAGUGGUGGCGAUUCCAGUUGAACAUAUAUACUCAGGAGGGAAAGUUGAAGGGUUCUUUCCAAUUCUUCUUGGUAAUGGGAAGCCUUGCAAGCCCGGAGCUGUUCUGAGUCUUUCAAUUCAGUACACCCCUAUAGAGAAAUUGAGCAUUUUUCAUCAUGGAGUAGGAGCUGGCCCGGAUUAUUAUGGGGUUCCUGGCACAUAUUUUCCUCUCAGGAGAGGUGGAACAGUUACACUUUAUCAAGAUGCUCAUAUACCUGAUGGAUGCCUUCCAAAUCUGAUGCUUGAUGGUGGGUUGGAAUAUGUGCAUGGGAAGUGUUGGCUUGACAUCUUUGAUGCCAUACGCCAGGCAAGGCGUUUGAUUUAUAUUGUUGGUUGGGCAGUGUGGCACAAAGUUAGACUGGUCCGAGACACUGGUUCAGGAUCAGAUUGCAGCCUGGGGGAUCUUCUGAAGUCCAAAUCACAGGAAGGAGUGAGAGUGCUGCUUCUUGUAUGGGAUGACCCUACUUCUAGGAACAUCUUGGGCUACAAAACAGAUGGAAUCAUGCAAACCCAUGACGAGGAAACUCGUCGUUUUUUCAAGCACUCUUCUGUGCAAGUGCUGCUUUGUCCUCGCAUGGCUGGAAAGCGGCACAGCUGGGUUAAGCAGAGGGAAGUUGAAACAAUUUAUACGCACCACCAGAAAACUGUGAUUGUGGAUGCUGAUGCUGGCGAUAAUAGAAGACGAAUCAUAGCCUUUCUUGGGGGACUGGACUUAUGUGACGGGCGAUAUGACACUCCACAUCAUCCUAUAUUUAGGACACUACAAACAGUGCACUCAGAUGACUAUCACAACCCUACUUAUGCAGUAAUGUCUUAUGUAUCUUUUGCAUCGCAUUGUUCAGAGUUGGUGAAAAUUGUGGAAUAAUUGUUGAUUGGAUUAUAUACACCAUUUUGAGCAGAAGAUCUUGAACCUGAACCAUAUCCUCUUGUCAGCCUUUAUUCUCGUGUGUAAUUAAACACUUAACAGCAACCUAC
Molecule: messenger RNA, 2781 nt
Organism: Ilex paraguariensis (yerba mate)
Lineage: Eukaryota; Viridiplantae; Streptophyta; Magnoliopsida; Aquifoliales; Aquifoliaceae
Source: the annotation of a GenBank genome assembly